Colletotrichum chrysophilum is the source of this 2298-nucleotide messenger RNA. RefSeq lists its product as uncharacterized. Gene Ontology annotation, biological process: glucan catabolic process. The coding region runs from base 1 to 2298 and encodes 765 amino acids. Lineage: Eukaryota; Fungi; Ascomycota; Sordariomycetes; Glomerellales; Glomerellaceae. The transcript has 5 exons. Gene Ontology annotation, molecular function: beta-glucosidase activity. The record is from RefSeq and is a predicted model, not a curated record.
AUGGUGAACGCCGUGCUUACAACCGUCGUGGCGGCCCUCGGGGGUCUUCGACUCUGCGCCGCCCAGAGCGAGUACACGAACGAGACAGACCCUUACUACGGCCAGAGCCCUCCUGUCUAUCCCACUCCCGUGGGAAAUGGUACUACGAAUGAUGCCUGGGCGUUGGCCUACCAGCGCGCAAAGGCCCUCACUACGCAGAUGACCGUUGAGGAGCUCGCCAACUUCACCCAUGGUUGGACGGGUCUCUGUACGGGCAACACCGGUUCGAUCCCCCGUCUCGGCAUCGAGCCUCUGUGCCUUCAAGACGGACCGGACGGCGUGCGCGCGCAGGAGUUCGUCUCUGCUUUCCCAGCUGGCAUCCAUCUCGGCGCCGCGUUCGACCGCAACCUAUCCUACCAAUACGGCGAGGCCCUCGGUGCCGAGUAUCGCGGCAAGGGCAUCAAUGUCGGUCUCGGCCCCGUCGGCGGGCCCCUCGGCCGCAUCGCCCGCGGCGGGCGAAACUGGGAAGGCACAAGCAACGACCCGUACCUCGCCUCCAUCAGCGUCGGCGAAAUCACCAAGGGUAUGCAAGACGCCGGCACCAUCGCGUGCCCAAAGCACUGGAUCCUCAACGAGCAGGAGUACCGCCGCAACCCAGAGACGGGGCUCGGCGAGGCCGUGAGCUCCAAUGUCGACGACCGCACACUGCACGAACUCUACGUGUUCCCCUUCAUGGACGCCAUCCGCGAGGGCGCGGCGUCGGUGAUGUGCUCGUACCAGCGGUCCAACAACUCGUACGGCUGCCAGAACUCGAAGCUGAUUAACGGCGUGUUGAAGGGCGAGCUUGGGUUUGAAGGCUUCUUGGUGUCUGAUUGGGGCGCGCAGCAUUCCGGCGUAGCGAGCGCGAACGCAGGCUUGGACCUCGUGAUGCCCAGCGAAGGCUUCUGGGGCGCUUCCCUCGUCGAAGCCGUCAACAAUGGCAGCGUCGCACAUGAGAGAAUCGAGGACAUGGCCACUCGCAUCUUGGCUGCGUGGUACUACACAGGCCAAGACGGCGCGGACUACCCCGCGGUCGGAGUCUACUCCAACCUGCAGAAGCACGCACCCGUGGACGUGCAGAACGGACACAAGGCCCUCAUCCGCGAGAUCGGUGCCGCCGGAACUGUGCUCGUCAAGAACGUGAACGGCACUCUUCCCCUGAAGAGCCCCAAGUUCCUGACCGUCUAUGGCUACGACGCCGCCCUGCCCCCGAGCCCGUGGGCCAGCACCAGCUACGGCCCUGGCUUCGGCACCGACGAGAUCAACACGUACAAUGGAACCAUCAUUGCCGGCGGCGGUUCGGGUAUCACUACCCCGCCGUAUGUGAUCAGCCCCUUCCAGGCCAUCCAGGACCGCGUCAUUGCGGAUGGGGGUAUUGUCAAGUGGGACUUUUACUCUGAGAACCCAAGCCCGGCGUACGUCAACACGGAGGCAUGCUUUGUGUUUAUCAAUGCGUGGGCAUCCGAGGGAUACGACCGUCCUAGCCUGAAGGACGACUUCAGCGACAACCUCGUCAACAAUGUCGCGGCAAACUGCCCCAACACCAUUGUCGUGCUUCACUCGGCCGGAACCAGAGUCAUCGACGCCUGGGUCGACCACCCCAACGUCACAGCCGUCCUCUUCGCCGGCCUGCCCGGCCAAGAAUCCGGCAACUCCCUCGUCGACAUCCUCUACGGCGACGUCAACCCCAGCGGCCGCCUGCCCUACACCGUCGCGCACGCCGAGAAAGACUUCGGCGCCCUGCUCAACUCCAGCGCCGAGACCGGUCCCUUCCCGCAGGACGACUUCACCGAGGGCCUCUUCAUCGACUACCGCGCCUUCGACAAGGACGACAUCGCCCCCCGCUACGAGUUCGGCUUCGGGCUGUCGUAUACCACCUUCGCCUACUCCGCCCUCGCCUCCGCCCCCGUCGGCAGUCCCGUCGCCGGCCUCCCGGACGCGGGCGUCGCGACCGUGCAGGGCGGCCACCCGCAGCUGUGGGAGGAGGUGUACUCUGUGACCGCGCAGGUGCAGAACACGGGCGAUGUGGCCGGCCAUGAGGUCGCGCAGCUGUACGUGGGCAUUCCCGUUGAAGGCACGCCGAUUAGGCAGCUCCGCGGGUUUGAGAGGGUGUACCUCGAGGCUGGCGCGAGCGCGACGGUGGAGUUCAAGUUGGUGAGAAGGGAUCUGAGUUUCUGGGACGUUGUUGCGCAGCAGUGGCGGUUGCCCGAGGGAGAGUUUGACGUGUGGGUUGGCGCGAGUAGUCGCGAUUUGAGGCUGAAUGGCACUUUUACUAUUUAG